Nematocida ausubeli is the source of this 525-nucleotide messenger RNA. RefSeq lists its product as uncharacterized. The record is from RefSeq and is a predicted model, not a curated record. Gene Ontology annotation, cellular component: Golgi membrane. The transcript has a single exon. NCBI's taxonomy places the organism in Eukaryota, Fungi, Microsporidia. Bases 1 to 525 code for a protein of 174 amino acids. Gene Ontology annotation, biological process: protein retention in ER lumen; retrograde vesicle-mediated transport, Golgi to endoplasmic reticulum.
AUGAAACUGCAGCACAUGAUACAGUCGUAUGCGGAUAUGUCCGUUGGAUUAGUCAAGGAAAGGUGGGCGGCCUUUCUCCUUAUGUUUGUUAUAUUUGUCUGGCGAAUAGUCCUGACUGGUGGCUACAGGCUUGUUGCAUAUUGUUUGUUUUUGUACUUCCUGCACUGCUUCAUUGGGUUCUGCACGCCAAUUGACAGCGAAAUACCUGACCCCUUUGACAUAGAAGAGGAAGGCAUGGCUGUAUCUAUGCCAAUCAAAAAGAGCGGGGACGAGUCUAAGCCAUUUAUACGCAGACUGCCUGAGUUUGAGUACUGGCUGCAGUCUGUCAAGGCAUGCGGAACAGGGAUACUUAUGACAUUCUUCCCGAUUUUUAAUAUACCUGUGUUUACACCUAUUCUCAUAAUCUACUUCUGUGGGUUAGUUUACCUGACUGUUAUAAAGAUACGAAAGCACAUGGACAAGUACAAGUACAAUCCCUUCUUUAAUGCAAAGAAAAUCUAUAAAGGCAUUGUGGAGAUGAAGUGA